CGGACAUGAUGGCUGCUCUUGGAAGGCUCUCAGGAAUUCUUCGUGGCUCAUUGCCCAGCCGUGGUAGACUAUUUUCGGCAGCAGCUUCAGAGCAAGAACAUGCCGGGGCGGUUCGCACCUGGAAGAUCCUGACCUACGUUGUAGCUUUGCCUGGUGUCGCAGUCUGUAUGUUGAAUGCCUACCUGAAGAUGCAACAUCAUUCCCAUGAGAACCCCGAGUUUAUUCCAUACGAGCACUUGAGAAUCCGCACAAAGAAAUUUCCAUGGGGAGAUGGAAAUAAGAGUCUGUUCCACAAUGCUCAUGUAAAUGCUCUUCCCAAUGGCUAUGAAGAGUCAGAACAUUAAACUUGGGGACCAUUUAUCUGUCAGACCAGUGUUUUGUGGACACAAAUGGAAUAUAGGGAUCACAGUUCUGUACUUAAGGCUAUAAAUUCCCUUCUGAGCUCCUUCCACAACCGCAGCUAUUUAAAUAAAAUGUGUUCUGUCUACAAGAGUAAACUGUGUGUGAUUAUCUCUAGGUUUGAGAAAUAUUUAUUCUAAUACCUUUUCAGUGUGCAGUAAUUGCUCUUAUGUAAGUUAUAUCUACAAUUUUAUUAGACAUUUAAAUUUAUAAAGAAAACUUAGAAAAUUUAACAGUGUAUGUUUACAGUUUUAAAUUAGCUCAAAUAUACUAUGUAUGGCAAUAGGCAAAUCACAAUAAUAUAAAUGGUAUUCUCCUUUUAUAAGUGUUUUUACACUGCAUAACCAUUAGAGCAAAGUGCAAAACAAAUUCAUACUAUUGUAUAAAAAGAGUAAUUCACCUCUCGCUUACGUCCAGUGGUAUACUGAGUAAAAGAUAGUGAUAUGCAGUCAUUAUGCUGAUAAUUUAUUGUAGUUUCUCAUACAUUUGAUAGGGCCAACUCCCCAAUCAUGCUUGAAAUGCGGGAAUCUACAAUAAAUUCCUAUGUACCAUAA
Molecule: messenger RNA, 953 nt
Organism: Xenopus tropicalis (tropical clawed frog)
Lineage: Eukaryota; Metazoa; Chordata; Amphibia; Anura; Pipidae
Gene: cox6a1
Product: cytochrome c oxidase subunit 6A1
Biological process (GO): oxidative phosphorylation
Cellular component (GO): mitochondrial inner membrane
Source: RefSeq, marked provisional